CAAUGAUUUUCUUGAAAUUGCACACUCCGAUUUGUUUGAAAUAAAGGACCCUGUGACUGGUGUUGCUUGACUGGUUAUUGGUCUCUCAACAAACAUGGAAAUGAGAUUAGAAGUUUUGACAUCAACAAGUAUCAAACAGAGAAAACCCUGGCCCAGAGUAUCCUGGUUGGGUCAAGAAAAUGAAGCUGUUUUUCUUUUGGAUGAGAAAUCCAUAAAUGAGAUUAAUUUGCUGUCGGGAAGAACAAAGAAGAAGAUUCCUAGUCUGCAACCUUUGUUGAAGGAUGUUGUUUUCCUGGCAACAUCCACUAACGAUGUGUGGCUGUCUGGGGUCCUCACCUCGGGAGAGCUGUUCCUGUGGAACAAAGAUCAGGAUUGGUUGAAAAAGAUACAGGUGACCGACAUGCCAAAGGAGGCUAUCAGAGCUGCAGUAGCAAGCUCUUCAAGACUAUACUUAUAUGUAGCUGAAAAUGGGAAAAGAAUUCUGCUUAUUACAUCUUCUGGCUGUAUACUUCUGUGGGAAUAUUUGGAAUUGAAGAAUAUCUUAUCUUCUAAAAGUCUUUCUUUGGUGGGUCAGUGGUCCCAGAUCGUCCCUGAAGAAGGAGUUUUAUUGCCUUCCACUAAAGAUAAAGAAGCUGUGGUGGAUGCUGUUUUUGUGAAAAAUGAGUUACUUGGCGACUGCUGCCUGUGUUCGUUUACGUUUUAUUCUGGAGAAUGCUUGAAGUUAACAUUUCUGGCCAUUCAGUGGUAUGAGACUAUAUUUACAUCUGUAAGGUCAUUCCCAUUCCGUGUUCACUGGGCACAAGAGGAAUGUCUUCUGUCCAAUCUGACCCCUAAGUGUGCAUCAGUAAAGUCACGAGGAGCUUUGAUCUCUGCCUUCUCAAGAGAUGGCCUUACCCUAGCAGUAACUCUUAAUCAGAAAGACCCAACGGCAACUCAGGUGUUAUUUAUAAACACAAUGAAUUUUGUUACUGUCUGUGGUGGCCUUAAAGGAUGUAGUAAUAAGAAUCCCGUGGUCCCAGCUACACUUACCAGGUCAUAUUGGGUUGGUGACAUCAGCUGGACGCAUGACAGUCUUUUUCUGGCUUGUGUAUUAAAACGUGGCUCCCUGGUUUUAUUGACGUGCCUAGGAGAAUUGCUAACGCUAGUUACGUUUGGUUGCUCUAUAGAAUUUGGGCCAGCUGAAUUUAUUCCUCUUCAUCCACUAAUAACAUAUAGACCACAGCAGCUUCCAUUUCAAGAUUCAAAUAAUUGUGUAGAUUCGUCAGCCUCUGAGAGAGAUCCUUUGAGACAGAGGUUUUCUGUAAAAGCACAUUCGCGGCUACCCUACCUUAUUAUCUCUGAUGGCUACAUGGUCACAACCCUUCGGUUUCUUGAUAACCCGUCUCCAACAGUGCUCAUGAGGACCUUGCUUCUUGAUUCAACCCAGAGGCUUGAGAAAGCCUACCAGAGGAUGAUGCUGUCUAAGCCCAAGGACAAAGGGCUGAAUUUGCGAUCUCUGGAUUCCUUGAGGUCUAGCCUGUUAAAGCGUCAAGGAAAGGAAAGUUCAGUACAGUGCACUGUCCCCAGAUUUUUGCAGGCAGAAGAAACAAUGAAGUUAAAUGAAACCUCAGAUUUUCAGGAUUUUGAAGGAGAAGAAACUAAUGAAGUUGAACAAUUUCUAAACAAUUCAUUUUCUUUUUGUAACCAAAGAAAAGAUCAUCUAUUUAAUAUUGUCAAGGAAGGAAGACUGGAGUUUGCAUCUAUGUUUGAUACAGUUCAUGCAAAGGAUGAUUCCAAGGAGACAGACAGAACCACUGCAGAACUUCAUUGUAUCCAGAAAAAACUACUUGCAGCUUGGACUAUAGGAAUUUCAAAAAAUGUAAAAGAAAAAAAGUUAAUGUUAAAUUACACAGUACUUUGCAUCACUCAUUUUUUCUAUAUUCUUCAGUUUAUAAAAUGUCCUUUGCCUACGUUUGGCCUGCUUUUAAAUAAGAGGCUGAAGCAUAACACAUGGAUACUUUGCAUCUUUCAACUUUUUCAUCAGUGUUUAUCGAUUCACUACUGGGAUGUGAGAUAUAGACAAAAUAUGGGCCAUUUGAUAAAGCUCACCACAAAUACUGUAAAGCUUUUAUUGACUCAGCCACAAAAAAAUGAAUUAUUCUCAGAAAAGCUUUUAGCUUGCCUUUCUUUACUCCGAACUGUGACUGACUUUUUAAAUGGCGUAUGCACUCUUCAGCCUGAGGCUGUUCCAGCAGCAGCUGGCGAAAGUAGACCAGCAGAGCUAGACUCGUUAAUGGUACCUGUCUUUCAAGCUUCUAAGGAAAAUUGGUCUUGGAACUCCUCUUUAAAGAUUUAUCCUCAAGUGACAAAUCUUGUUCAGAAGCCAGGUCACAGACUGAUUGCUCUUUGGAGACUAUUGUACAAAAAAACUUUGUGGUAUCAAGCGCAAUUAAGCCGAAGAACUCCUGAUGGUGACAGAGAAUUAACUGAAAAUAUAACACCUGAAGUAUCGUUUGUCAAGACUCUGUUAUGUUAUGUCCAAACUAACCUGCAGAUGGCUGGAGAUAGCUUGAGUCAAGCCUUAGAACUUACACCUAUCAGUGGUGAAGAGUGUUUUCUGCUAGCAUCAUAUGAAAAGUCAGUUUGCCUGUGGAAGAAGGCUCUACAAGAAACCCAAGAGAAAGGAGGAAGAAGGACAUGUUUUUUUCAGUUACGCUACUAUCUGUCUCUCUUGUACUGCCACCUCUACUGCUAUAAUUUAAACGAUGCUCAAGGAUUAUGUGAUCACCUAGUAAGAGAGAUACUCAACUGGUCCCAGCUACCUGUAAAAGAAAGUAACGAUUGCUCAGAUUCUGAGAAUGCAGUGGCUGGAAAUGUACACCCCGAGGCGGCAGUCAGAGUUGUCCAGUGUAUGGCACGUUUCAUGGCUGCCUAUUUCACCAAUGAGCCACUCUUCAUCCUGCCGCCUCACAGUGUGAAUGUUCUUCCUCCACUUCAUGUUAAAACAGAUCAUUCCCUGCGACUUAUUCCUCUACAGCACUCUAAGGUGGCCAGUAUUGUUAGAGAUCAGAAUCUCUCAAAUGUGUGGACAGUUGAAUAUACUCUUGAAUUAUUAUUUAUUGGUGGCCUGAUUCCAGAGGCUGUGUGGAUGGCACAUAAACUUGGAGACUGGAAGACGUCUGUUUCCAUUGGUGUGGCCUUCCAGGUGUUCUGUAAACAUUGCAAUUCUGGGCGGUCCAAGAAAAAGGGUAUGGACCUCCCAUUAAAUAUGAUACCAGCACAGAUUUUCCAGGAAAAACUGCAGUGUUUUUUAGGUCAGCCAGUCUCUUUGGCAGCAAAGAAUGAAAAGGGCUCAAAAUAUAAGCAAUUUACAGAUCCCAUUGAAGAAGAAGAUGCUAAUCUGCUGUUUGGGUCUGUGCAAGAAGUGCUGAAAGCAUCAGUUAUGGCUGAUGCAGACAUUGUUUCAGAAACACUACAGCUGUUAAUGAACUCUGCUAAGGACUUCACUAAGAAGCUGUGGGGCUUAGUGCCCGUCGACUUGUAUCUUCCAGCGCCUCCAUUGUAUUGCCCCCAGCCAGCCGUUCUUAGUGAGGAACAUGGUGACAAUCUUCUUUUAAAAGCUGAAAAAGAUAAUCGCCAAAAGCUGUCUGGAAUCCUGCAGCGAGUUCUCUUGCUUUUCCGGGCAUCUCGGUGUUCUUUUCCUGUAGCACAGUGGUACAUCUUACAGCUGAGGUGGGCAAGAAAGGUCAUGCAGAAGAUUCGAAUGAAAGGGUCCCUUCCUUCUCUUAGUUCUUUCCCUGAAUCCUUACUUAAUUACUGUAGAGGAGGGAUAGCAUUCUUUAGACCUGGAGCGGCUGGAGACCACACGCUUGAUGAAGUUUCCAUCAAAGCCCUAGGUUGCUUCAGAGAACUUUGUGCUUUGUGCUGGAUGUUGCAUAUCCGGGAUAAAUUAUCAUACACUUGUAGGCAGUAUCAGAAAGCAAGAGAAAACGCAAAGAUAGAAAAGGACCUCGAGGUGGAGUUUGAUUCUUGUGUGGUUGAGCACUGUUUUCAUGCACUGGAAUGGGCCUGCAGGAUGCUACCAUUCUCUCGGUUUUUUAAUAUGGAAGAGCUUAUUCAGGAUAUAAUUUUGAGCCUUAUUGGAGAACUGCCACCAAUCAGAAAGGUAGCAGAAAUUUUUGUGAAAGCAUUUCCCACUGCUGAGGCCAUAAGGGUUCCUUUAAGAGAGAAAUACCACUCUCUUCAACAGACACUCAGACAUGCUGUUGUGAAAGGUCCUCAAACCGAGGAGCUGAUGUCUACAGUCAUGAAGUCUGCCCAUAAAGUGAGGGUGAAAGCCCUAAAACGCGUGCAGAGGAACAUCGGCGCUUUUGAGAUGGAUAUAUGGGAGCCGGAUGAAGAAGAAAAACCAGCUGCUGCUCCUGCCGCCGCCACUGCCGACAGGUUUUCCCUGGGGACCAGUUUGAGCAGAAGUACACUCACAUUAGAACUGGGCAGUUCUCUGCUACACAGUGAUGCAGAUACCUUCUCGGAAACGUCUUUUGAAGAAAAACCUUGGAUCUACUUCUAUCAAAGGCAUGCCCCAAGUCGUGUGGAAUUAGCAUUGGUUGGUAAGCCCAGUGAUAGAAAGAAAAUAGGUAAUCAGAAAGAAAACUCCCAAAGGAAAGAAGAUCAUGCAACAUCAGGGAAAGAAGCACUGCCUGUAAUUGGUGUUUGGGAAUUUGAACGUGAUGAUGAUGAGUAUAUUAACUUCCUUGAGCUCUUCUUGAGUUACGUUCUUGAAAGAGACCUUUGUUCCAGUGAUCCUGGCAUUCCAUUUUUGACAAGCUUUUCUGGGCGCCUUAGAGAAUACGAACUUAAUUCUUUACUUUUUGAUGUACAUACAACAUUAAAACGACGCCAGAGCAAAACCAGCAGUGAGAGUGUGUAUAGAGCUGGUUCCUGCUUUGCUGUCACUCCUGAGUCACAGGAAUCUGAAAACCUGUCCUCUUUAAACAGUGUGGCUGCCCGAAAUUUAGAAAGCCAGGCCCUUUCAGCUUCAGAACUAGGUAACCAGUCAGGGGGCACCUCAGAGAACCCUCUACCUGAAGUCGUGAACCUGGAAAGAAGCGUGGGAUUGUUUGGCAUAAAACAAAAGCCAAUUUAUAGAGUUCCAGAUGACAGACGAGAGAAACCCACAGUGCAGAGAUCGUCAAGCCACUCUUGGAUCCCCAAGUCCAUUAAAACCGGAAGACACAGGUUCCGAGCUGUGCAGUGCAGUGCCGGCCACCCUCGGGAAGACCUUCCUCUGGCCCUUCAGAGCAUGUUCGGGGACGCGGGGAAACUGGUAGAGUGGAUGAUCCGAUGGGCAGAUCGGAGACUCCUCUGUGAUUCUGCGGUCACCCGGCCGUCCUGUAAAGACAGCCCAGUAAUUCGUGUGAAAACCUCUGCAGCUGCCAUUCUUACCGCGUUAUGGCUUCUGCAGCGACCCUAUUCUGCUGCAUAUGUAGCAAGAAAGGGCAUUACUAAGGUGCUAGAGAAUCUUCACACUGUGUCUCAAGUGGCAGCCGAGAGGGAAAGGAACACUAACCUUGACUCUCCAGUUGCAGUAGCAGCUCAGACAGGAACUGAGGAGAGAAGUGACCAGAAUGAAUGCCGUCAAAGCCUCUGGAAGAGAAUGCCCACUGAAGCAGGAGCCUGUGGAGUGAAGGAAGCUGAGGGUGAGAUCAUCCCUGCUACUCAUGGGGCUGAGAGAGAAUUUGGAGAUGUUGACGAGAGCCCUUCAGAAGUAGAGUCAUCUACACGAGAUGACAUGGACAUGCACAUCUCAGACGCUGAAGAAGGACCUGUUGGGAGCCUCACAGGUCCCAGUGCUGUCACCUGCAUGCCAGAGUCACAGCUCUUGUCAGAGCAUUCCACCGAAGAGGCUCAGUGUUCCAGGAAAGAACCACUGGAGACCAGUGUGGAUGCAAAAUUGACACAACAGAAAGGUACGAUCGAAGCCUUGUCAAAAUCUGAAUAUACCAUUCCUCACUCACUUUGUAUAGAUGCAAAUUCAGAAACUUCUAGUGCACAGAUUUCUGAACUUAAAGAUAAAUCAUCCACAGUUGCACCCCUCAUGUCAAAUGGAGCCCAGGUUACUUCACAAGCACCUCAGAAGACUCAGGAAAAUGAACACAGGGUUCAGUUACCAGAUUCUUCUGAUUCUGUUAGGCAGAUGCUCCAAGAUGAGAUGUUUAAACUAGUUCAGCUACAGCAGAUCAAUUUUCUGAGCCUGAUGCAAAUAGUAGGACCAUCUGUUGCUAAUCUCCCAGACAUGCAUGGACUUCUUCAGCAGGCACAGUCUGGGGAAAGCCAAGUGUCAAACCCCACAAGGAGUGAUUGUAUUGAAGUCAACAGCAGACAGAGAGUUUUUGCUAAACCACAAUCUGUGAGAGAGUACACCAGGGAGCUUGGCAAGAACAGCCCACCAGACCACGAAAGAAUUAGCCAACCAGAUGAAGAUAGUAAUGGAAGUACACAGGAUAUUCCACAUGGGAGUACUCCUUUGUGUCAAUUAGACGGCCAGCCUAAGGUGAGAGAACAAACUGGAGCACCUCGAAGCUUCGCUCCUGCUUCCUUUCCCGCUCCUGCUAGAAACAGCGGCCUCCAGCUUCUGUUCACACCUGUUGCUGUCCAGAAGAUGCCUCAGCUGAUUCCACCUGCCAGAACAGUCACUCCGGGGAGUGGGUUCCCUUUGCUUCAUUUUCAGCAGAAGCCUGAAUUCAAGCCCCUUUCCUUACCUGUAGGAAGAAUUCCAGAAGUUCCUUUCAGGCCCCAGGCCCAACCAAAAGAGGCUUGGGGCUUGGCAGCCUCUUGGCAGCCUCCUGUGUCUCAGAGAACAGUGCAUACCACGUCUCGGUCUCCUUCAGAUUCAAGCCAUUAUAAUGCUGAAGCCAUGAAAAGAGCAGAGGCAGCACUCACGGGCGUCCCGAAGCCUGCAAGUGUGGGCCGGUGUGCUGGGCAAGGGUUCCUGAUACCUCAGCAGGACUCUUCAGUAUUUAUAAAGCCAGAAAAUGGAUUUGAUGUUAAACCAAGACCCCCAGAGACAGCUCUUCAGAAUUCUUUUGGACUUCCUUUAUUACACCUGCAAUUUAAGCCUCCGUAUGUCUUCUCCACACCAUCAAGAGCAUUAAGUAGAUUUCCCUCAGUACCUGGCACAGAAGGAGGAAAACAUCCACAACUAUCGUUACUUCAUCCGUGCUUGCCCCCAGAGAAUACGUAUAAGAAGCCUCAACUUAUCCCACUUGAGAACCUCCUGGCAUUUAAAAGAAGCCAACAAAAGCUAGCACACAAUGUAUUUGAACAGGGUGAUUCUGCUCGUCUUCAGUUUCUAAACAUCAAUAUGGAAACAUCUGAAAUACCACAAGGAAGGAAGAGGCAGAGCAGACGAGCCGAAAGGGAGCUGCAUGAAGGAAGAGCUCAGAAGCCCAGAAGAAAACCAAAUGUCAGUUUCCGGCCAGAGGAUUCUCUCAUUAGUAAUGAGUCAGAAGUCGUCCUGAAACCCAAGGAACAACUAGGACAUCAUGAUUCACAGCCUUUGGAUAAAUUUGACAUUCCUUAUGAAAUGUUAGAAGAGGAUGUUAAUACUUCAGCGGGACUGCAUUUCAUGGCCUCUGUACGAAAGAAAGCGGUGGGAAGUCAUGAUGCAAGUACAAACACAGACCCAGACAAGGAAGGUACUUCCCAAGAAGUUGAUUCUGAACGUAAGAAAAAUCAACAAGUCAUUUCUACAAACUCAGGCCAUGAACCUUUGAAUGUUCCACAGCCUUUGAUUCCAGAUAUCUAUCUAAAUGUCAGACUUCCCACUGGAGAAGCAGAGAAACCCUUGUCUCCUUCCCCACCUCAUAUGGCUAGACACAUGUUCUUAGACGUGAUUGACAUUGAAGCUGAUGAUCUGUUGGGAUUACCUCCCAGCGAAGAGCCUUCAGAUAAUGUCACCAAGCAGCAGAGCCAUUCUCCUCCACAAGUUCCCUCGUCUGCAGAGUUACACUGUAUGGCAGCUUCAGUUGUCAGUGCUGUUCCCCCUCACACUUUUCAGAGUCAAGAAUCUGCAAGUUCUACUCUGGGUUUAAUUUCGGAACCUGCAAAAACGACCCAAUCCUGUCAGAGUGGGGAAGGCUGGAGACAGAGUGUUGUAGAAGCAAAGGAGCCUGAGAUUCCCUCAGUGAUGACACCAGACCAGCAACAGGAUGGAGAUAUACUAGAACAAAACUUACAGUUCAAGGAACAGAGCACAAACUUGGACCCUGUGGAACAGUCCCUGCUUUGGACCCUGCUACAGGAUGGCUCUCCUGCGUGUCCUCCUCCAAGCCCUGCUGCGUGUCCCACACCAAGCCCUGCUGCGUGUCCCACACCAAGCCCUGCUGCGUGUCCCACACCAAGCCCCUCUACUCAAAAGUUUGAACAUCUUACUGCCAAGCUUCAGAAGAUGGAUGAGCAGCUCUUAACAGUACAGACCAUUGCAGAACAUAUAGAGCAAGACUUCCCUGCACCAGAAGUGCUGAAUCUACACUGGGAAAAGGCUGGAGUGGUGGAUCAUGUUGGAUUAUCUUCUGACCCUGAAAUUGAAAAGCUACUAGCUUCAAAAGCCAUCAGCGUUUCUGAAGUGUCUUCCCAGACUCGAGAGGACAUGGAAGAUCAAAACGAUACAGAGAAGACUUCAGAGACUGAAGUUUCAGUAACAGAAAAUCAUUCUAGCCAGAAAACCUACGCAUGCCCUUCUGCGGGGUCUGCUGCUUGCUCGUCCGUGGACUGGAAUAUCGCUUCUCCUGGUGUGACUAAUACCAAUGAAUUAUUUGAAAGUGUUUCAGAAGAUCAACUCCAGGUGACUGGCUUGACAGAUAUUGCGGACAUCAUUGAUGACCUUAUAACUAAGAGUGGAGUGUCCAGCCACGAGCUUGGCUUAACAGAAUGUCAAGCUAGAAAUAUAUCCAGGAUUCAGCAUCCUUCUGGCCGAUGCCCCCAAAGAACUGACAAGGAGAGACGAGAGAUUAGAGCCUGGAUGAAAAGAAAGCAAAAGGAGCGGAUGGCAGAGUACUUAGAUCAGCUGGCCGAAAAGAGGGGACAGGAGCGCAACCCCUUCUGCGCCAGAAGCAGCCCGUUUUAUAUGACUUCAAGGCAGAUCAGGCAGAGACAAAAGAUGAAGCGUGAGAAAGAUAGGUUGCAGCUGUCUCACCACUAUAGUCAGCGAAUCUCACAAGCAUACUGUCUGAUGAAUGAACUGCUGUCUGACUCAGCACAGAUAACUGCACCUGCAGAUAGACCCUUACCUCACAGACGCCCCUCUGCUCAGCAUUACACACGGCAGCAGUGCUCCCCUCCAAAGAGAGAGAGUUCACAUGGACAGAAUUUAUCUGCAAAUAGACCUGAAGGAGGCCGACGUAUUUACAGAUCAAGUCAUCUCCGUAACGGGGAACCCUUGGGGCAGCCCCAAGGCUCAUCUCAGCUUCGAGGCUCUAAUCCUCCAUGUCGAAGCCGGCGGGCCACUGGGGUGGCUCCUCCAGUGCAGCAGGCAUGCAUAGAAGAGGAGAGGGAAGAGACAGUGGUGAGUCCCUGGACUCUGCCCUCCGAAAUCCACAGGAUUCUUCAUGACAGGCCCGGGUCCCUCCUGCAGGACAUGUCACCAGCUGAAGAGGAAGAGCCCUCUUUUUUGGCGGGUGGCAUGGACAGCGUGUCUGAGAGCACUGGCAGCAUCCUCAGCAAACUUGACUGGAAAGCCAUUGAGGACAUGGUGGCCAGCGUGGAGGAUAAGAACCUGUCUGUGCACUGGGCCUUGGACCAGUAGGACCUGCAUGACAUUCUCUCUCCAGGCACUGGCCAGAGUCUCACGGAUGUGGUCCUCAGAGUUGUGUGUGUCUAAGGCUGUGAAACACUGACAGAAAUGAGAAUUUAUGUCCUGCAGCCUUAGGCUUCUCUGAGUUAAUAAAACGUGUAUCAGUAAUAUUGCCUUUAUUAGGAAAGGUUGUUUAGAGAAAAGUACUAUGUUUUGCAUGUGCCUUAUCUUAAAUACAUGUCAAGCCAGGUUUUCACAAUAUUUAAAUUACUUUGAAUAAAAAAAUUGUAUCUGCUA
Messenger RNA from Grammomys surdaster, 10069 nucleotides. It is a transcript of the gene Cplane1, whose product is annotated as ciliogenesis and planar polarity effector 1. The transcript has 53 exons. Gene Ontology annotation, biological process: cilium assembly. Bases 95 to 9784 code for a protein of 3229 amino acids. The record is from RefSeq and is a predicted model, not a curated record. Lineage: Eukaryota; Metazoa; Chordata; Mammalia; Rodentia; Muridae. Gene Ontology annotation, cellular component: ciliary transition zone.